AGAGACUGAUGACCACGCUUUAAUUUUGAAAGACCGGAGCUGAGCAAAAGCGUUUCCUGUCGGGUUUGUUGUUUCCGGUGUGGAUGCAGCUGUUGGAGGUCCCAGCAUCAAAAUGACCAAGCUGCAGCUGCUGAACGCUUACCUGACGGAGCGGCUGACGGUGGUGGUGAAGGAGAUCCUGGACGUGGUGGAGGACACGGUGGCCGAGUACCGGGAGGAGACUGCCAGAGCCAAGCGGGAGAACGAGAGCCUGCGGAGGCAGCUGCGGGACAUCCUGCUCCUGGAGGCCGGGACCGAGUGGCUGAAGUCCACCAGGUCCAGUCUUGGUUUGGUGGCUCCCGACCAGCCUGGUGAGCCCGAGUGGAGGCCUCGCUCCGAAGAGCCGGACUCUCGCCCGAACCCACCCAGACCGCCGCCGCCGAAUGUGGACAAGCCCACCCAUGAGCAGGUGGUGUCUGUGCAGCUGCUGGCGGUCCACAGCGACUCCUCUCCGGGGCCGGUGCACCUGCCUGUGGAGAAGAAGCUCUUGGAGCUGCGGGACGUGGCACCAAAGCCUGACCGUCUACAGGAAGCGUUUGGGAAAACUUCACCUGUCACCUCGCACUCCUCCCUAAACCCUCCCACUGUCUCCGUCCCCAAAAUUCACAUUGAAGUUCCUGCAGUGCUCAGGGAGGAGCCCCGGGCUCCGCCCCCCGUGCUCAUCAAAGCCGAACCAGAGGAGUACAGCGUGAGCAAGCCCAAAGGUCGCACGGACUCUCUGACCGAGGCCGCAAACGGUGCCGCCGAAGAGUUCUGGAGCAGGGCGGAGGCAGAGAGGACGGUGGUGGUGGUGCGCGCUGAGAGGCAGGAAGCUGAGCGGAGCAGGAAGUCCUCCCAGGAGAAGCCGGCAGCCGGAGACAGCACAGCCUCCGCUUUCAUCCCCGAACUUGUCCAUCGCUGCCCGCGUUGCGGUGAGGCCUUCGGACAGGCCGCCAGCCUCCGCCUCCACCUGGAGCAGAAGAGGAAGACCUACGCCUGCGACUGGUGCUGCAAGUCGUUUGCGCAGUCGGCGGACCUGCGGCGUCACCUGCGCACGCACACAGGGGAGCGGCCGCACCGCUGCACCUUCUGCUCCAAGAGCUUCAGCCAGAGAGGAAACCUGCGGCGUCACCUGCGCAUCCACACGGGCGAGCGGCCGUACAGCUGCCCGUUCUGCUGCCGCACCUUCAGCGACGGCGACACCAUGAAGAAGCACAAGCGCACGCACUCGGGAGAGAAACCAUACCGCUGCGCGCAGUGCGCCAAGACCUUCACCAGCGCCAGCGGCCUGCAGAUUCACAUGAAGAAGGACAUGUGCUUUGUGGCUAACGCCUGAUUGGGCGCUUCGGGAAUGGACGCCGUUAAGAUAGAGCGGAAUGACCGGGCAGAAAUGCUCAGACACAGCAGCCAAUCAGAGUCAUCGAAUGAAAGCUGGAUGUAUGACCGAUGACGUCACUUUGCAGGGAUGCACCGGUCUGAUGUUUCAGGCAGCUGAAGCCGUUUCAGGUGUUCUGUGUUUACUCUCCUUAGCAGCUGGCGCAGCAGAGAGCACGCUAAAGUUGCCCACCCCUGCCUUAUCAGCCAGUUUCAUAACCUGAAACAGUUCCUGUCGUGUAACAACGGGCCGUGUUUUAGAUUUUACCUUCGGCUUUUAUUCAGAUUAUGUUCUGGCAUCAUGAAGCUCACUCAGACACUUUAGGACUUUCCAGAACUUUAAGUAAAUGUAUUUAAAGCGUCGGCAGCGAUGAGCCGUCUUCGUGCUCGAUCAGUUUCUGGGACAAAUCCUGGCUGAUGGAGAUUUUUCCCGGAUCGUCACAGUUUGUGGGCUUCUGCUUUUUAAACACUGACCACAGAUCCCGGAUCGGAGCGACUGGCGAUUGGAAGAAUCCGGUCUUUAAAAAAUAAAAGCUCGAAAAGCACAAACCGUAGAAUUAGACGUGAAGCCUGCAGCGAGUGUUUCAGCUGCUGUAGGCGACGCUCGCUCUCUGCCUCCCGGCGAGGAACACCUGAAGCCAGUUUUUCGUGGGUGAAGCAUCGGAUCGGUGCGUCCCUGCUGCUGUCAGCAGAUUUACGGAUUCAUGUGAACAACAGAAAACUGGUGAAGCUGUCGGUCAGAUAGCGGCUGACCAAUCAGAGCAGAGGAUGUGACUGAGCUGCAGCUGUGAGUCUGUAGGUGUGAUCAGAGCGAGCUGCAGCAGGAACUGAAAGUGAGACGCCGCGGGCCGACGUGUGAAGACGUGGGCGAGCGACGGGAAACUGCAGAGGAUGAAGAGCACGCUCCUCCUCGUCCUCCCGUCUUUGACACGGUUUCUCUCUAACGGGACUUGGCGGCGUUUGAAGGCAGCUACGUGGACAUCGUUAUUUAUCUAUUUAUUUUCCUCGCGGGUCACUUCCUGCGUGGCGCUUUGUUUCUUCUGUCUCCAUCACAAAUAUACCCGUCUGUUAUCACAACUGUCUGCUUACUUUGCACCACGAGGCGCUUCCUGAAACACCUCACUGAGCUGCCAGUUCGUUACCUCUACCUUAAGCUGCCCUCCCCGACCAGCGUUAUCAGGGCUCACCUCCGACACUGUGCCAGCAUGGAAGCAGCUUAAGAGUCCUGAAGGGAUAUGAAAGGAAAAUAGUCUUUAAACUCACGAAUGAGGCUGUUUGUGGACAGGAAGUUGACAGGUAAAGAGGUCGUGGUGUGUGCUCGGGUGGUUAAAGGGUUAAAUGUGGCUGUUAAUAAACGAGGUAAAAAGACACACGUGGACCCUGACUCUGAAAACUAAGUUUUAUUUUGACUCAGUGAGGCUAAAAAAGUCAAAACAAAAAAACCUGAUGAGGUGACAGGUAUCAGGACGGUGUGCAGAGCACAGAUAUGCCACCAGAGGGCAGUAUAUGCUGAUGGGCUGGUAACCAUGCUGUUUAGUGAAAUAAGACAGUAUAACAGCUGAGCAUAGAGCCGUGACAUCACACUGCGAGUGAAGUGUUUUCUCCAUCUCAGUGUUUUGGAAGUGGGCGGGUCUGUCUGUGAUUGACAGGUCUCCGCCCCUGGUUUAUUAUUCAGACAGUUCACUGAGCUCAGAUCAGCUGACCUCAUUUUCUCAGGUCAAGUCUCUCAAAUCAGCGAUCCUGGUGAAACUCCUGAGACCCACCUGAGCUCUUUAAAUGUAUGUAAAAGUAUAAAAACUGCCUCCACCUGUGAGACUCUGUUAAACUAUCAGAUCUGACAGAUGUCAGGACGCAGCUUUUAACUCUGAGAGGAAAGUAACUGAGUUCAUGACAAAUGCCAUGUAAGUGUAAGUGAAUUUUUAUCUGAAUUAUGCUGAAGCUGCCUAAUAAUGAUCAGUGCUAGCACCUGCAGAGUACACUCACCUGUCCACCGUGUUUACCUGCAGCUCACAGGAACCAGGUGGAGUUCAUGUCUGCACCAGGUCGGCCAUCACAUCGUACAGUCUAUUUAUUAAGGUUUCAGUGUUUCUGCAGAAACUGCCGUCAGAGCGUCGGCUCAUCAGCGCGGCGUACAGAGGCUGAGAAGUCCUAAAGUCCCGCCUCUCAGGAGACCGUCGUGCCAACUCGCUGUCGAGGCCUAACCUGCGCUGAAGACAGUCGCGUUCAAGACCAGGCAUCAACAAAAUCACCUACUGACCAAUCAGAUCACUCAGAGUACAGGUGUAAAAAGCUGUUUUGUUGGUCCAAAAGCAUCAAUAACAUCAACGCAGCAUCUGUUUGUCGACGUCAUGUUAACCUGUGAGGUGAGCAGAUCUGUGUCGGUUCACUGAGCUGAGAAACUUGGAGCCAUCUGUUUGAUACUGGCUCCUCCUGCUCAGAGGAAGAGCUUCCCAGAACUAGAACUUGCUCUUCCUGGUUCCUGAUGUUGAACAAAAAAUUGAAACCUUUCUGAGUUUGUUGUGACCCUUUCAGAGUUGAAGCUGCUUCCUGCAGCAUCGAUACAGACGCCACGUUAAACACAGUCCAGGUGUCUUGCUGUGCUUACCUGAUGAGAGCUCUGCUGCAUUCAAGGCCCGUGGUAUAUCUUCAGCCCUGUGUCAGAUACAGAUGAGGUGUUCACUGUAAAUUGGACGUUUUGUUACUUUGAGUUUAGAAUUUUAAUUUAAACAACAAGUUUGUCUUCCAGCAAUGUAAUUGAGAUAAAUUAUUGAUAUAUUGUUGUCAUAUUCUCUGUUCAGCACUUCUCUGUCCUGUGGCAGCUCUCGUUCGGUUCACAUUGAUUCAUUUCUUUUAGUUUUGUCGGCUGAAUUAUGAGUAAAGUUCAUAAAUACACAAGUUUCCAGAUUCUUUGAUAAACAUGAGUUUUGCUGUAACAAAGCAGCCCUGCUUCAGCAGCUGAUGUGAGUCAGAAAGGUAAAUCACAAUAACAUUUAUAUAAAAAUAUGAGCUUGUAAAAGCCAGUAUUAAGCUUGGA
Haplochromis burtoni (Burton's mouthbrooder) is the source of this 4426-nucleotide messenger RNA. Its product is annotated as zinc finger protein 263. Gene Ontology annotation, biological process: regulation of transcription by RNA polymerase II. Gene Ontology annotation, molecular function: RNA polymerase II cis-regulatory region sequence-specific DNA binding; DNA-binding transcription factor activity, RNA polymerase II-specific. The record is from RefSeq and is a predicted model, not a curated record. Lineage: Eukaryota; Metazoa; Chordata; Actinopteri; Cichliformes; Cichlidae. The transcript is spliced from 2 exons. Bases 113 to 1354 code for a protein of 413 amino acids.